Molecule: messenger RNA, 1470 nt
Organism: Fusarium proliferatum ET1
Lineage: Eukaryota; Fungi; Ascomycota; Sordariomycetes; Hypocreales; Nectriaceae
Exons: 1
Coding region: 1-1470 (489 amino acids)
Biological process (GO): DNA-templated transcription
Molecular function (GO): zinc ion binding; DNA binding
Source: RefSeq, a predicted model, not a curated record
AUGGUUGAUGGAUCAGCUUCAACAGCUGUUGCGACAUUUUAUCGACGCGCCAAAGCCCUUUAUGACGCCGACUAUGAGCGAGACGGAAUUACCUUGGUGCAGUCAAUGCUUCUAAUGGGAUGGUACUGGGCUGGCCCUGAUGACAUAUCCAAGAACAUGUUCUAUUGGAGUCACUCCGCAAUCGCUGUUGCUCAGAGUCUCGGUCUACAUCGCAGCAUGGAAAAUUCAACAUUGUCAAUCAGUGAAAAGAGACUCCGUAAGCGCAUUUGGUGGACGCUAUUUACUCGAGAUCGCACUCUCGCCGUUGGCCUGGGACAGUCGGUAUCCCUCAACCUCGACGAUUGCGAUGUCGAUAUGAUCGCCGAUGAUGACUUCAUCGAGCAUGAUGGGAAUGAUAUUGACGAAUACCCACCAGACCCAACUCAGGUGGGAUUCUUCGUUCAGUACGUGAAGCUGUGUAAGCUCAUAGGACUUGUCGCAUCAAAAUAUUCCAACUUAUCCAGUGGUGGCCAGGACUGGGAUGGUAUCAACUCUAUUGCUACGUCCCUAUCCAAAUGGAACCAGGAGUGCCCUGCUCCCAUGCGCUGGGAACGAUCAAAGCACCAUUUCUGGUCUGGGAUACUCUACUUGCACUACUUCAGCGCUUGCUGUCUGCUACAUCGGGCAAGUUCGCCUCGCAACAGAAAGACUUUGCAGGAUACAAAACAAUCCUAUGGAUCACGAGAUGGUACAGUUGGCUCAGCCAAUAUGAUUACGUCGAUUGUUGAAGCCCUCAGAGACAAGCAACAGCUACGCCGUUGUCCUCCAUUCAUCGUCCAUAGUCUCUUUUCAGCAGUUGUUAUACACUUACACGUGUCGAAUACGCCGAGUCCUACUACCAGGAGACUUGCCCGGCGACGAGUCAGCACCUGCUUGGAAUCCCUGAAAGAUUUAGCGCAAGUGUGGGCGGUUGGACGAACAGUAGUUACAAUGAUCGAAACGAUUUCUGGCCUCAGCUGUGAUGGGAGGCCGUCCCCUCGCAAGGGCGAAGUCGUUAUCGAUCUGGGAUGUGCCGACGCUACAGAUCAGACUUGCAGCCCUGACAGUCGAAGCCUUACUACAGACAUUAGCGAUAAGACCCAGGCACCCCACGAUCUCCCAGCUUGUUACGAGAAACUGCCUUAUCGCGAAGCAUAUACUUCAGUUGCCAUUGACUCCCAUACGGAAUUCCCCACCACCCACGACUAUCCUACAAAUUUCGACCUCGGUGUUCUUCCAGCCCAAAUUGACUCUAGCAGUCUAUUACCAGAUGCAUAUGUUCACUCAGGACUCCCACCGGGCUCGUUCUUUGUUGAGGAUACGGCCCAAAUUUGUAACCCAAUAACAGAUACAAGUCUCCCGUCAUGGGAUCAGUUUCAGAUGGGCUGUCAGCAAGACUACAGUAUUUCAGUACCUUGGAGUCUCACCCCAGAUCCACUCAUAUUUCUAUAA